AUGAUACAAAUUCAGGACGUUGAAGAGAUCCCUGCAUUGUUCUGUAGGAGCUUUAAGGACGUUAUAUCUAACUCUUUGUUGUUAAUCGAUGCUAAUGGUGAUGAGAUCAAAAUAACAAUUCAAAAAGGGGAUCGAACUGCUAUCAUAGUUCAAGGUUACAAGCAACUAUUGGAGAGAUAUCGCCUUGACCAUGGUGGUUGGCUUAAGGUGAAAUAUGUUGGUCGUGACAAAUUUCUUAUUGAUCAAGCAAUGGACCACAACAUGCACGUAGUUUCUAACUAUGUAGUCCCCUUCAAGUCUUUAUUGGAUAAUAAAAAAUUAUUUGUCCAUGAAAAUAAUGUGGAUUCAACUGCUCAUACAUCUGGAUUAAUGGAUGGGGGCUUAUACGUUUCUUCAAUUGAUAUAUCCCCUGCAUUUCCAAUGGAUCUUCCUGGUGAUAUGAUUGAAUCAAUAGAUCAACCUUCAUCUGAAAAUGUGCUAUCGAUGCCUUCAACACUGUCCAACGAAGUUCCUGUCAUUGUUCAGAAUGAUUUGUAUAUAGCAGCUAAUUUUGUUUGUUUUGAUAAUGAUCUCAAAGAGUUUGCACAAUGGUUAAUUCAAAUUGGCGAUGGGUUGGCAGGUGAUUCAACAGAUGGUGAGUCUGAGGUAGUCAUCUCUAAAGACAUUCUAAUUAAUGAUACUGAUGAUGGGUUUCAGAAUUUGGUUACAUUUGUCUAUGCGAAUUUAUUGUUGAACUUGAAUAACAUUGAUUACUUCAAGGAGCGCACAAUUCUAGCACCUACACUCGAAGUUGUGCAUGAUGUCAACAAUACAAUAAUGCAAUACAUUAAUGCUGAUGAAAAAGUGUAUCUUAGUUCAGACUCAUUGUGUGCUGAAGAGGGCAACAUGGAAUAUGAGAUGGAUGCUAUCACAACUGAUGUGUUGAAUUCGAUAAAUUGCUCAGGCUUGUCUAGCCACCAGUUGAAACCCAAAGUUGGUGUACCUGUUAUGCUAUUGAGGAAUAUAGACCAAAGCAAUGGACUUUGUAAUGGUACUCGAUUACAGGUUCGAAGAUUAGGUAAUCAUGUCAUUGAAUGCAAUAUCUUGACAGGUGACAAGUGUGGCAAAAUAGUUCUGAUUCCACGGAUGAAUAUGGUGCCUAACAAUGAAACACUUUCAUUCAAGUUCCAACGUAGACAAUUUCCUCUUAUAUUCUUCCUUGCAAUGACCAUCAAUAAAUCUCAAGGUCAAACUCUAAGCAUAAUGGGGUUAUACUUACCCAAACCUGUUUUUACGCAUGGUCAAUUAUAUGUUGCUUUGUCUAGGGUCAAGUCUAAAAAGGGCUUGAGAGUUUUAAUAAAGAACAAUGGCUCACUAAGUGAUAGUUCUACCUUGAAUGUUUGUGUAUAG
This is a messenger RNA of Arachis ipaensis, 1389 nucleotides long. RefSeq lists its product as uncharacterized. The record is from RefSeq and is a predicted model, not a curated record. Gene Ontology annotation, biological process: DNA replication. NCBI's taxonomy places the organism in Eukaryota, Viridiplantae, Streptophyta, Magnoliopsida, Fabales, Fabaceae. Gene Ontology annotation, cellular component: replication fork.